Formica exsecta is the source of this 3982-nucleotide messenger RNA. RefSeq names its product leucine--tRNA ligase, cytoplasmic (gene LeuRS). The coding region runs from base 184 to 3822 and encodes 1212 amino acids. Gene Ontology annotation, biological process: leucyl-tRNA aminoacylation. NCBI's taxonomy places the organism in Eukaryota, Metazoa, Arthropoda, Insecta, Hymenoptera, Formicidae. The transcript is spliced from 16 exons. Gene Ontology annotation, molecular function: aminoacyl-tRNA deacylase activity; ATP binding; leucine-tRNA ligase activity. The record is from RefSeq and is a predicted model, not a curated record.
UACGCGACGAACAGAUAUUUCCUACGUCCUACGUCCUACAUCCUACAUCCAUGCGAAAAACGGUGGCGUGGUGGUCAUAGCCUCUUUCAGACUUCUCUUUCUCUUUGGUUUGACUUUGACCGUUUGACGUUCGACGUUGUGUAAUGUAUAAACAUAUGUAAUAUUUAAUUAUUUCUAUUUAAAAUGUACACAUCUGUGAUUAAAGAGGAGGACGAAAAGGAAGCAGGAAAACAUAAGCGGUGUAAAGUUGACUGCCUUAAAGAAAUUGAGGAAGAGAUACAAGCAUAUUGGGAAAAAUGGAAAUUUCACAAAACGAGCACUGUUCACAUUAAGCAAUCACCUAAUGAAAAAUUUUUUGCGACCUUUCCAUAUCCUUAUAUGAAUGGGCGUCUUCAUUUGGGUCAUGCUUUCUCACUAUCAAAAUGUGAGUUUGCCAUUCGAUACAAUCGUUUCUUGGGAAAGAAGGUACUAUUUCCUUUAGGCUUUCACUGCACUGGUAUGCCUAUUAAAACAAGCGCUGAUAAACUAAAGAGGGAAAUGGAAAUAUAUGGCUAUCCCCCAAAAUUUCCUGAAGACAAUCAAAUAUUGGAAGAAAAAGUAGAUGAUGUGCUAAAGGAUAAAAAUAAAUCUAGAAAGAUUGAGAUGGUGGAGAAAAUGGAUGAUAUUGUAUUAAAAGAUAAGAGCAAAGGAAAAAAGAGUAAGGCAGUUGCCAAAGCAGGUUCAGCAACAUAUCAAUGGAAAAUUAUGCAGUCCCUUGGUUUACAAGAUGAGGAAAUCAAGAAUUUUGUCGAUACUGCAUAUUGGUUAGAUUACUUUCCACAGCAUGCUAUCAAUGAUUCAAAAUCUUUUGGUCUUCAUGUGGAUUGGCGAAGAUCAUUCAUUACAACAGAUGUGAAUCCAUUUUAUGAUUCUUUCAUACGCUGGCAAUUUCAUCAUUUGAAAUGUAAGAACAAAGUGAAAUAUGGAAAGAGAUAUACUAUUUUUUCACCAAAAGAUGGUCAACCAUGUAUGGAUCACGAUAGAUCCUCUGGUGAAGGCGUUGGACCACAGGAAUAUACAUUAAUCAAGAUGAAAGUGCAAUGUCCUCAAAAAAUUAAGAAUUUUGGUAAUAAAUCAGUUUAUCUCGUAGCUGCAACUUUGAGACCGGAGACAAUGUAUGGUCAAACAAACUGUUGGGUACAUCCAGACAUAAAUUAUAUUGCAUAUAAUUUAGCAUGUGGGGAUAUAUAUAUUUCUACAGAACGUGCGGCGAGAAAUAUGUCCUAUCAAGGUUUCUUCAAAGAAGAGGGAAAGAUAGAUAUUGUUUGCAAUCUCACGGGCAAAGACUUAUUAGGAUUAGCAUUGGAAUCUCCUCUCACAAGUAAUAAGGUGAUCUAUGUAUUGCCUAUGUUGACAAUAAAAGAAGAGAAGGGUACUGGAAUUGUAACAUCUGUCCCCAGUGAUUCUCCUGAUGAUUAUGCCGCAUUAGUAGAUCUGAAAAUGAAACAGCCACUUAGAGAAAAAUAUAAGAUCACCGAUGAAAUGGUGUUGCCAUAUAAUCCAAUUCCCAUAAUCGAAGUUCCAGAAUUGGGCAAUUUACUAGCGGUAUCAUUAUACAAACAAUUCAAAAUUCAAUCUCAAAAUGAUAAAGUCCAACUCAUGAAAGCAAAGGAGAUAGCAUAUUUGAAAGGAUUUUAUGAUGGUGUAUUAGUAAUAGGUCCACAUAAAGGCAAAAAAGUACAAGAUGUCAAAAAACUAAUUCAAAAAGAAAUAAUUGACAAUGGUGAAGCUAUAAUCUAUUAUGAACCAGAGAAAACUAUUAUUUCAAGAUCAAAUGAUGAAUGUGUAGUGGCCCUAUGUGAUCAAUGGUACUUGGAUUAUGGUGAAGAAGAUUGGAAGAAAAAGACACUUAAAGCUUUAGAGAAUCUUGAUACCUUCCAUGAUGAAGUUAGAAAGAAUUUCCUUAGAUGUUUCGACUGGUUACAUGAAUAUGCAUGCUCUAGAAAAUAUGGACUUGGCACCAAAUUACCAUGGGACGAAAACUGGUUAAUCGAAUCUUUAUCAGAUUCGACUAUUUACAUGGCAUACUAUACAAUAGCACAUUUUUUGCAAGCAAAUCUUAAAGGAGAUGAACUUACUAUACAUCAAAUAAAACCCAGUCAAAUGACUCCAGAAGUAUGGGAUUAUAUCUUCUUCAAAGACAUUGAUUUUCCUGAAACAAGUAUAGAUAAAACAAUUCUAGAUCAAAUGAGAUGCGAGUUUCAAUAUUGGUAUCCAGUAGAUUUGAGAGUGUCAGGAAAAGAUCUGAUACAGAAUCAUCUCACAUAUUUUCUUUACAAUCAUACAGCAAUAUGGCCGGAUCAACCUGAAUUGUGGCCAAAAGGAAUAAGAGCAAAUGGUCAUCUGCUUCUGAAUUCAUCAAAAAUGUCCAAGUCAGAGGGCAAUUUUUUAACACUUGCCGAAACUAUAGAAAAAUACUCGGCUGAUGGAACUCGUUUCUGUCUAGCUGAUUCUGGUGAUUCGAUAGAGGAUGCCAAUUUUGUUGAAAAUUCAGCCGAUGCAGGAGUUCUUAAACUAUAUAAUUUCCUUUCUUGGGUCAAAACAAUAUAUGAUAAUGAUGAAAAAAUGCACUACAGAGAAGAAUGGCCAUAUACUUUCCAUGACAAAGUUUUUGAAAGCGAAAUGAACUUAAAAAUAAGAGAAACUGGUGAAAAUUAUUCGAAAAUGCUUUACAAGGAAGCAUUAAAGACAGGAUUUUAUGAAUUUCAAGCAGCAAAAGAUAAAUAUUUGCAAUUAAGUGAAAUGGAAAAUUACAAUAAAACUCUUAUUAUGAAAUAUAUACAAACUCAAACAAUUAUGUUAGCUCCCAUUUGUCCACAUAUUUGCGAACAUAUAUGGAAUAUAUAUAUACAUAAUAAUACAGUAAAGCCCUGUAGCAUAUUCAAUGAAAAAUGGCCUGCUGUGGGAGAAAUAGAUGAAAUUCUAAUAAAAUCAUCCCAAUAUCUGAUGGAUGCUGCUCACACAUUCAGAAAUCUUCUAAGAAAUUACAAUACAUCAAAGAAGUCUUCAAAGAAAGAUAGUGACAUAGAGAAACCUAAGCAAGGAAUUAUAUGGAUAGCCAAGACUUAUCUUCCUUGGCAAAAUGUUGUUCUUACAACUAUGAAAGAAAUGUAUCUUAAAAAUGGAAAUAAAUUACCAGAUAAUAAAGUACUCGUUACAGAGCUAGGAAACAGAGAAGAGUUGAAAAAAUAUAUGAAAAAAGUAAUGCCAUUCGCGCAAUUUAUAAAGGAAAAAAUGGAAGCUAUUGGUAUUAGUGCCCUAGAUUUGACACUUGAAUUUAACGAGUUUGAGAUACUUGAAAAGAACAAGAAGUAUCUUAAAAAAACAUUGGAGCUUGAGCAUAUUGCCAUAAAAUAUACUGACAAAGCUCCAGAAAAGACAAAGGAAGGAUGUUCUCCAGGAUUUCCAUAUAUGAAUUUUUCUACAAAGCCUGCACUUCUAAUGCACAUGAGUAAUCCACAAAUUUACAGUGGUUUAUUUGAACUACCUGUGAAGGUUUCACUUGCAAUGAAUACAGUUGAAGAUAUCGUAUCGUAUAUUGUAAAAAAACAUAAGCAUAUAAAUGAUCCUGCUUCCAUCGUAUUAUAUCGGUAUGAUGACCCAUGUCUGGGAUCAAGAAUUAAACCAGAAAUAGAGACUAUUUUAAAAAGAAAAACUGAGAUUCCACCUAAUGCUAUAUUUAAUGUAAAUACAGAAACAGAAAGUAUUGAAAUCAGCAUUGGAAAUAAUAUAUACCCAAUAGGCAAGUACUUAAUAUAUAUUGAUAAAUCUUUGGAAAAUUAAAUGCGAUAGAUUUGAUUCCAAUAAUGAAAAGUUAUAUUAUUGUCACAUAAGUAUGUAAUCAAUUAUUUGUGAAACAAUGAAAAAUAUGAUUAUUGAUAAAUUUAUAAAACAGUAUUUCAUAAAAUAAUUAUUGUGCAUUAUAUAAUAUAAAAGAAAAGAA